This is a messenger RNA of Penicillium pulvis, 543 nucleotides long. RefSeq names its product putative ubiquitin conjugating enzyme (UbcK). The transcript has 3 exons. Bases 1 to 543 code for a protein of 180 amino acids. NCBI's taxonomy places the organism in Eukaryota, Fungi, Ascomycota, Eurotiomycetes, Eurotiales, Aspergillaceae. The record is from RefSeq and is a predicted model, not a curated record.
AUGGACUACAACAUGGAAGAUACUCAGAACUCGGCGCCUGACGCGCUGGAAGCUUCCAAGCUGAAUGCCUCCGCCCAGCGAGGUGACACGCAAAGCGUGACCAAACGCCUGCAGGCUGAGUUGAUGCAGCUCAUGAUGUCGCCGUCGCCCGGUAUCUCCGCCUUCCCCGAUGCCGAUGGCAACCUCCUCUCAUGGACUGCGACCAUCACCGGCCCGACCGAGACUCCCUAUGAAGGCUUGACUUUGAAACUUUCCUUUGCUUUCCCCAAUAACUACCCUUACUCGCCUCCGACCGUUCUCUUCAAGACACCCAUCUACCACCCUAACUUCGACUUCUCCGGCCGCAUCUGUUUGGAUAUUCUGAAGGACAAGUGGAGUGCAGUCUACAAUGUGCAGAGUGUGCUGUUGAGUCUGCAGAGUCUUCUGGGCGAGCCUAACAAUGCGAGCCCACUGAACGCCCAAGCCGCCGAGCUCUGGGACUCCGACCAAGAGGAGUUCAAGCGUCACGUCCUCGCCCGACACCGAGACCUCGAUGACGAAUAG